Mastomys coucha (southern multimammate mouse) is the source of this 645-nucleotide messenger RNA. RefSeq lists its product as uncharacterized. Bases 7 to 429 code for a protein of 140 amino acids. NCBI's taxonomy places the organism in Eukaryota, Metazoa, Chordata, Mammalia, Rodentia, Muridae. The transcript is spliced from 4 exons. The record is from RefSeq and is a predicted model, not a curated record.
GAAGCCAUGUGGUUUGCCUUUCUCCUCCUGCUGUGGCUGGGCCCUGUAAUUCCAAAUCAGAAGACAGGCAGUUGUUCCCAGCCCCAACCUCUCUGCUGCCCAGGAGCGGAUAACCACUGCAAGAGAGGAAGCUGCUAUUGUGAUAAAUUCUGCCACGUGGUAUCAGACUGCUGCCCAGACCACGGGACCCUCUGCAACCCUGAUGACCAUGCAGGCUCACUUCCACCCAUGGCACAGCUGGGUGCUGUAACCGACAGAGCCUCUCACACUCCCAAGAUGGUGCUACAGAUGGUGCUCAGGAUGGAGAGCCCGCCUGACUCAGCCAGGAGCAAGCAAGAUUUGGUACAAACCAUGGUUCUGCAGCUCCUCCACACCCUCUCCAGAAGGCCACUCUUGGUCACUAUGAAGGGAAUCAGAAAGAGAGCCUGAGUCCUCCUCCAGCCCUUGCCAGCCAGACCCAUGGAACGGAGAUCACCUUUGGUUUGUUGGGGCCAACAUGGCUGGCCCAGCCCAGUGGUAUCUGUCUCUCAGCUGCCAUCCUAUGAGCCCCACAUUGGCUUAGUCUGGGAAAACUGAAACCUGAAAUUGUUUUAAACACAUUUAAAAGUGCACAGAAUUAGACAUAAAAAAAAUUACAAAAAUACA